Cryptomeria japonica (Japanese cedar) is the source of this 198-nucleotide messenger RNA. Its product is annotated as small ribosomal subunit protein eS30z/eS30y/eS30x-like. NCBI's taxonomy places the organism in Eukaryota, Viridiplantae, Streptophyta, Pinopsida, Cupressales, Cupressaceae. The coding region runs from base 1 to 198 and encodes 65 amino acids. Gene Ontology annotation, cellular component: ribosome; cytosolic small ribosomal subunit. Gene Ontology annotation, biological process: translation. Gene Ontology annotation, molecular function: structural constituent of ribosome. The record is from RefSeq and is a predicted model, not a curated record. The transcript has 2 exons.
AUGAAUGGUGCAGGGAAGGUGCAUGGAUCUUUGGCGAGAGCAGGAAAAGUGAGAAGCCAAACUCCAAAAGUGCAGAAGCAAGACAAGAAGAAGAAGCCCAAGGGACGUGCUUACAAGCGCAUGCAAUACAAUCGCCGAUAUGUUACUGCAGUGGCUGGGUUUGGAAGGAAGAAAGGACCCAACUCUUCUCAGAAGUAA